CAGUUCCCUGCAAGCCCCUUUCCUUGAUUGGAGGAGUUGGGGAAGAGGAGGAGGUCGGGGGGGUGCUCCCCACCCCCAAUAUCCUGGAGCUGGAGCCGCAAGGGGAACAGUAUCUAGGCAGCUGCCGAGACUUACAGGAGAAGAGUGAAGGUGAGGCCCAGUCCCCUCCACGGUCGCCAUGCCAUCUAAUGCCAGGGCUGGCAGCUUGAAGGACCCGGAGGUGGCUGAACUGUUCUUCAAGGAUGACCCUGAGAAGCUCUUUGUUGACCUGCGGGAGAUCGGCCAUGGCAGCUUUGGAGCAGUCUACUUUGCCCGAGACAUACGCAACAAUGAAGUGGUGGCGAUCAAGAAGAUGUCCUACAGUGGGAAGCAGUCCAACGAGAAAUGGCAGGACAUUAUUAAGGAGGUGAAGUUUCUGCAAAAGCUUCGACACCCGAACACUAUUGAGUACAAGGGCUGCUAUUUACGGGAACAUACAGCAUGGCUGGUGAUGGAAUACUGCCUAGGCUCAGCCUCAGACUUGCUAGAAGUGCACAAGAAGCCACUGCAGGAGGUGGAGAUCGCAGCCAUAACGCAUGGCGCCCUGCAAGGGCUGGCAUACCUGCAUUCGCACAACAUGAUCCACAGAGAUGUGAAGGCCGGGAAUAUCCUGCUGACUGAGCCCGGGCAAGUGAAGCUGGGGGACUUUGGAUCUGCCUCGAUCAUUGCUCCUGCGAACUCCUUUGUUGGCACCCCAUACUGGAUGGCUCCCGAGGUGAUCCUAGCCAUGGACGAAGGGCAAUACGACGGCAAAGUGGAUGUCUGGUCACUUGGCAUCACGUGUAUUGAACUUGCGGAGCGCAAACCACCUCUCUUUAACAUGAAUGCUAUGAGUGCCUUAUACCACAUUGCCCAGAAUGAUUCUCCACUGCUCCAGUCCAGUCACUGGUCUGAAUAUUUCCGGAACUUUGUGGAUUCGUGCCUGCAGAAGAUCCCCCAGGACCGCCCAACCUCUGAUGUGCUGCUCAAGCAUCGCUUCCUCUUGAGGGAACGGCCCCAGACAGUUAUCAUGGACCUGAUCCAGCGAACUAAGGAUGCUGUGAGGGAGCUGGACAACCUGCAGUACCGCAAGAUGAAGAAGAUUCUCUUCCAGGAGGCACAGAAUGGCCCAAACGCAGAGGCACCAGAAGAAGAGGAAGAGGUGGAGCAGUUUCUCCAUCGGACUGGUACCAUCAACAGCAUGGAAAGCAGCCAUUCCGUUCCCAGCAUGUCCAUCAGCGCCAGCAGCCAGAGCAGUAGUGUCAACAGCCUGGCCGAUGCCUCGGAUGACGACGACGGGGCUGAGAUCGCCAUGAUGCAGGAAGGCGAGCACACGGUCACCUCCAACAGCUCUGUCAUCCAUCGUCUCCCGGGCCACGACAACCUGUACGAUGACCCUUACCAGCCCGAGAUGGAGCCCCAGAGCUCGUCAUCAGCUGCCCGACGCCGUGCCUACUGCCGCAACCGAGACCAUUUUGCCACUAUUCGUACUGCUUCCCUGGUGACUCGCCAGAUCCAGGAGCAUGAGCAAGAUUCAGCGCUGCGGGACCAGAUGAGUGGCUACAAGCGGAUGCGGCGCCAGCACCAGAAGCAGCUGCUGGCACUGGAGAACAAACUCCGGGCAGAGCUGGACGAACACCAGCUGCGGCUUGACAAGGAGCUCGAGGCCCAUCGCAGCAACUUCUCCGCUGAGGCUGAGAAACUGGCCAAGAAACACCAGGCCAUUUUCGAGAAGGAGGCAAAGGCAGCCCUGGCUGAGGAGAAGAAAUUUCAACAGCAUAUCUUGGGCCAGCAGAAGAAGGAAUUGGGCAAUUUGCUGGAAUCCCAGAAGCGCCAGUAUAAACUGCGCAAGGAACAGCUCAAAGAGGAGCUGCAGGAGAACCAGAGCACACCCAAGCGGGAGAAGCAGGAAUGGCUGCUGAGACAGAAAGAGAACAUGCAGCACUACCAGGCCGAGGAAGAGGCCAACCUCUUGCGCCGCCAGCGGCAGUACUUUGAGCUGCAGUGUCGCCAGUACAAACGCAAGAUGCUCCUGGCGCGCCACAACCUGGACCAGGACCUGCUGCGGGAGGAGCUGAACAAAAAGCAGACACAGAAGGAUCUUGAGUGUGCCAUGCUGCUGCGUCAGCACGAGUCCACCCAAGAGCUGGAAUUCCGGCACCUGCACACCGUCCAGCGCACCCGCACGGAGCUCACCCGCCUGCAGCACCAGACGGAGCUCUCGAACCAGCUGGAGUACAACAAGCGCCGCGAGCAGGAACUGCGCCAGAAACACGCCAUGGAGGUCCGGCAGCAGCCCAAGAGCCUCAAAGUAGGUGUUCCCUACGUCGGGCCCCCUUGCUGCCAGUGGUGCCCCGAAGGGCAGGAUGCGGGGGUUCUGGAGCCAGGGCAGGGCCCCCCAGGGGCUGUAGAAGUGGACAGAGCUGAGGCUGGAGGUCUAGAGUCUGGGCAGGAGUGCAUGGGUGGGCCCAGCCUCUGCGACUGCGCAACGGGGGGUCGGCAACGUCUUGCAGAUGUGGAGUCGGAAAGUGUGUGCCCUGGGCCUCUAGACCCAGAAGGACAGGAGUCUGCUGUUCUGGAACUGGGCAUCCCCUGUCACGAUCUUGGUCGACGCAAGCCUAUCGGAGAGGUUCUGGAGUUGCUUCGGGGUGACGUUGAUGUUCUAGACUCGGGAAUAAAAUGCCCUGUCUGUACGCAUGACAUUGAGAUUCAAGAUGCAGAGCUAGACUAUUACGGAGAGGAGGAGGAGGAGGAGGAGGAGGAGGAGGAGGAGGAUCUAGAGCUGGAAGCGGAGUAUGAUGAGGUGCUUUUCCAAGACUGGUUGCAAAAGGGAGGCUUAAGCCAGGGUGAGCAGGGCAUGGAGGCUUUUGUGUCUGAAUCCAGGUUUUCUAACAGUGCAGCGUCAGACUGGCGCUUGGCAGGUUUAAUUCCAGAUGGGCAGGAAGCUCUUGAAGUCCAGGGUCCCGAUGGUGAAGGAGGCCAGGGUCUAGAUUUCAGUGGCUCAAGACAGCAAGCGCUCUAUGGAGAGGAAGCUGUGGAGCUAGAAUUGAGCCUGUGCUCCAAGGAACUUCGGGACCCCUAUGGAGAGGGAUCUGGGGUUCUGUCUCCGACCCGGGCGCGUGCAGAUGUGUCGAAGCCGGACGGGCAAGAGGCUGAUAAGCUAGAGCCAUUCCGAUAUGAGGAUCACUUAUAUCCUCAUUCUUUGCCCCCUAUCAUAGAGGAGGGGGCUUUGCGAGACCCAGGUGAUGGCUGCCCAGUCCCUGAAGACCCCUACAGCCAACAGCCCAGCAAUAAGUCCCGCUCUGUCCCGCCUCCGAUGGCAGCCAUUUUACCUCACGCUCUCUGCGUGGCCUUAGCACUGCUGGUCUCUGCCUAUCCUUGCGCCCCGACUCUCCUGCUGCUCUUGGCUGCUCUGUGGGCCCAAGGUGGAGGGUUUCAGGAUAUCCUCCUGGCCCUCGAGGGAGCCCUGGUGGGUCUGGGGGUCACAUACACCCUGCUGCACUCUGUCUUCCUCCUCUCUGGAGCCUCUUUCCUGCUUCUGGCCAAGAUGGUGGGGGUGGUGGGGGUGGUGGGGCUGAGCGCCAGUAGGGGGCGCCUUUAUGUCCCCGUCAUCCUCCUGGCCUCCUACCUGUUAGCUUCCCCCUGGCUUUUCCUGCCCCUCUACCUCUUGGGGGCCAUAGCAAGGCACAGCGUGAGGGGACUCCCUCGCCGUGCCCGACGUUUUUGGCUCCUGGCCCUUCUGCGUCUUCCGCGGCCAGCUUUCCGCAUCCUUCAGCGCCUGGGGCUGGUCAGUGAGCGGGGGCUCUUCCGGCUCUUCCCCAAAACAAACAAAGGGGGCUUCCGCAGCCGCAUCCCUGUCCUGUCCCGCCAGCACCAGCCCCCGCUCCCCUGGCACCGUAAGGCCGCCGCCCUGCUCGCCAAGCCCAUCUGCAGCCUCAACAGGGUCCUCGCUGAGGUGAUCUGUGCUCAGCUGCCUCCAAGAGCCCUUCGCUGUCUCAAGGGGCUGCAUGUCUUGCGGGAGGAGAGGCACAGCCGCAUUCCCCGCCUGCUGGAGCGAGCAGCCAGGUCGAGAGGCCAUUCCAUGGGGUUGGUAAGGCGGGUUAGCAGAAGAAGCCGUGGGCAGGCGACCCAGCCUGUCCGGAGACCCUGGAGAUGAGCCGCCCUGUGUUUCCUCAGAGGGGCUGACGUGAUCUUGCUCGCCACAACCUCUUCUGACAUGGUGAAAUAGACUUUGUUUUGGCAGUUCCAGUGGGAACUCUGGCAUCCUGGUCCUACUCUGAAAACCGUUUUCCGCCAACUAAUAUGUGAUAUUGGGGCAACAGAGGGACAAAAGUUGGUGUCUUAAUAAAAGCGAGCGCUGAGCUUCCAUCUGGGGCAGGGCCUGCAUGAGACAAAGGGGUUUGGGGGCAGGGAGAUGACAAGAAUUUGUGCCAGCUCCCUGUCUGUUUACAUAUUGGGGCCAGGGUGGGGCGUUGUUGUGUGUUCAUUAUCCUAACGAGGAAAGAAUCACCUGACGCCCUUCUGAGCUGGCGGAUUGGGUGGGAUGGACUGCUUUGUGUGCCCAAACUAAUUCUCCUGGCUGGGGGAAAGUGGGAGAUGCUGGGAGAUGGCUGGAGCCGCUGGGAUCCUAACCCCUUAAACCCGGAACAGGGGGAGAUGCAUGUGCAUUAGCAUGCUUGUAGGUUUUAAGUUGACCAGCCCAAGUCCAUGGGCCCCAAUGAAAAGAGUGGUGUGUGGUCAGGGGCCUCGGGGUUACAAGGCAUUCUGCUCCCACAUGCACUUGUUCAGUGAGCCCCCCCUUAAAAAAAAAAGAAUCCAGCUGUUCUUUCUGUCUUAACUUGUACUCUGGACCAUGGAGUGUGUGGUGUCCUCCAAAGGAGAUGUGUUCUGUCUUUCUCAGCAUAGCAAGUCCCAGAAAAGCUAGAGGGCAUUAGGGUUUAAUGUACAGUCAUCACCAGACCAUAUGGGGCUUUCCAUUCAUUGCCAUCUCUUUAAAACAUUCAGUACCUAAAUCCUGUUUAAAUACAUGCAUUGUGUCACUGCCCCUGCCUGCCCACCCUUCACAACUACUGAACCUCACUUCAAUUGAUAUGGAAGUUUAUGAAGCGAAGGGGUGUACAUGUUUCAAGAAAUCAGACUCUUCCCAGCUCCUGAGGGUUUAACUAAUUUUAGGUGAUUCUUUCGCCGUUUAUAUAUAUAUAUAUUUCUACCAUUUUAUAAAUAUAUAUAUUUAUCAUUUCCCACUCUAUUUGUAACAUCCCCUUCACUUCAUUUUUUAAUUUUUUUUAAUUAUUUUUUAUUUUGGUUUUGACUUGAAUGUAUUUAUUUCAGGCUGACUUUUAAGUAUGUGUUUGUGUAUGUUUGUGAUUUGAGGGGUAAGUUUUAUAUAAAACAGUUUUUUGUGGGGAGGGAGAAGGGGAGCUAAUGUGAAAUUUAAAAAAAAAACUGAAAAAGGGAGAAAUACACAAAAGAGAUACAGCUUACUGUUACUAGGGUGUUCUUGCUUUUCCCACUUAAGCACAGUGGGCCCACUAGUUGCCCACUCCACAAUGUGACUGAAAAUGAGAGCGAUCCAAGUACCACAGGCUGAGAUGCUGAAAUGAUGGCUAGACUUUUAACUGGUUUGCUUCUUAUAGACCAGAGGUCUCAAACUCUGGUCCUCCAAAGACCAUGGGAGUUAUCAGCCAACAUCUGCAGGAGGGCCACAGUCUAAAACCCCGCAUGUAGCUGGUUACCAUGUUAAUGAAAGAGGAAAAAAGGUUAUAAACUAAGAUGCCUUCCUAGUCUAAUCUCUCUGCAGGGAUGGGCAUGUGCUGAGGUGGGCAAACUUGGCCCUCCAGCUCCCAUCAUCCUCGGCCACAGUGGCCAAUAGUGAGGGAUGAUGGGAGUUGUAGUUCAGCAGCUGGGGGGGGGCAGGUUUGCCCUCCCCUGGCACAUGUAGACUUUUAGCUCUCUAGGGAAGUUGGUUGUCCAUCCAACAUUCCUCCAAGCAGAGAGGCAGCAGAGUUUUCCAGACUGUAGACUAACCUUAUUUUAUAUAGAAGGAAGUCAGAAUUUAGACCUCUGUUCUACACAGCUUUGCAAUGCAAAAGAACAGUUCUAGGCAGUGCAGUGCCCUGAGCCCUCUCCUUCCCAGGAGCCCAGCUGCGCCCGCCACAAUCUCCUCCCCUCCCCAGAACCUGGAUGCCCCCCCCCUUGACUCCCAAGUGAUAACUUCCUCCUCUCUCUUUCCCGUCCACUUUACCUUGCAGCCACUGCCUAGGUUCUGCAUUUGGCCCAGGAAUCCAUUUGGUUGGGUUUACAAUGGCAAUUCCAGGGCCUACAUCCCUAGCCACCUGCGACUUGCGCUGAAAUGGCAGCUGCAAGAUCGCGGCAAGCAAUUUGCUGCUCGGUGGCCAUCUCACCCCUGGGUCAGGUGCCCACCCCUCGAAUGAGAGGGAAAGCGCUCACGUUCCCCCAUGACCAUGAUCAGCCCGGCUAACAAAAUGUUUGCCUGUGUUACCUUCCUAACCAGGUAAGCACCAGAACACUACGGGAUUUCAAUGUGCAUAUAUCUCUGCUGCUAGCUUUUGUACAGUUGUAGAUAAUUUCAGUUUUUUCCCUGUCUUGCUUGUGACCAAGUCAAAUUGGCACUCAAGAAAAAGCCAACUUCUUCUUUUUUGCCAAAAUUGGAUAAGGUUUGAAUAUUGCCCCUUUUGGCUUUCUGAGAGUAAAGCCCAUUUGUUUUAGUGGCCCUCAUUCCAAGCAGGUGGGCACAGACAUUUCUAGGACAUUUCAUAUUCCACCCCCACUAACUCAAGAUGAUGUAAACGCCUUGGUGGGCAUGCUUACAUUUCUGGUCUAUUGGCUUAUUUUUAAAUAGUUCCUAUUUGGUAUUUGCAUUUCUAGAUAUUUUUUGUAGCUUUUAAUAAUCUGAUCGUGUUCCCACAUCUGUUUUUUUAACUGAUCUGAGGUUAUCCUUCAGCUCACAAAGUACUUGUUUGCUGUGUUUCUGGUUCCAUUUGUGCAUUAUGCACCUGCAUUUCUCCCUUUUUUGGUUCAUCUGUGGUCUCUUUAUUCCAGUUUUGCUUUAUCCAUUGGUUUAUUUUUUAGCAUUCCUCUAACUUUUUAAAGCCAAAUUUCUUUUCAUUAAUUCUGAAACCUUUGUUUUGUCCAUUUUAAUUACUGUACUUGUAUCCCCCUCUUUUUUGUUUGAACUGUGAUUUUUUCCUACCCUUGUUUUUUCCUCAUUCCUCUCUUAAAUAUUUUUAAUUUAUUUCUCCAGUAUUAUGUGGGGAAGUGUUCAUUUGUGGUUUUAUUUAUUUCUCCCUUCCCUGUUGUGGAUGCAUGUAAAAUUUUGAAGAAGAAAAACAGUUAAUAAAAAAAACCUGUGCACCACAA
Molecule: messenger RNA, 7398 nt
Organism: Hemicordylus capensis (graceful crag lizard)
Lineage: Eukaryota; Metazoa; Chordata; Lepidosauria; Squamata; Cordylidae
Gene: TAOK2
Product: TAO kinase 2
Exons: 17
Coding region: 179-4174 (1331 amino acids)
Biological process (GO): protein phosphorylation
Molecular function (GO): ATP binding; protein kinase activity
Source: RefSeq, a predicted model, not a curated record